CGCGUCAUGGCAACGCUCAAAUUCUUGUCGCAAGUAAACCCGUCGGCGUCGGAUUAGUGAGAUGGGUCAGACUUUGAAUAGAGCAGCCAGUUGGACAGCAGCUAGUGAUGUUGGAAAGGGACGACUUGAGUUCACCCCUAGAAAUGAAGCUAUCCUCAACUCAAUUAUCCGAUUUGUUGAGGAGUUCCCACUAAAGCAUGUUAAAGAAAGCAAAUUGGUUUUUAAGUUGCCAUUAGAAUGGGAAACAUCAUUACAAGCUAGUGAAUUUAACUUUGGUGGAUAUCAGAGCAUUGAUGGCAGUGUAGUGUCCAGUGAAGUCAAUGACAAAACUGGAAAGCCAUUGUUCUCCCUCACAAAGAAAGACAUUGGGGGAAAUAUUCUGCAUGUGUGGACCAUUGAACAGCUUGUCACUGUACUAAAAGUGGCAGAGACUAAGAAACUGAGAGAAGCCAGGGCAUGCCUAGAAGCAAACAGGGACCCAUUGACAAAGAUACUCGGAGAUGGCUAUGCCACUGUUGAGGGUGAAGACAUGACCUUGCUCAGAUUGAUGGAAAGCAUUAUUAAGGAUGAAACAGAAAAGGCACGAGGGGGAAGUGUCAGCAAUAGCAGCGGAAGGGAAUCCACACCUAGCAAGACCAGCCUAAGACUUCUUAUGCUUAUACAGCAGCUAGAUGUGCAACUGCUCAAUGAUUCCAUCAAAUUGAUGUCAAAGGAGGUGAGACUGACACCUGAUGUAGUUGCAGCACAAGUUCAGCUGGUUGAGUCUCUAUCUGGCCAGGACAGGAACAAGUAUUUGGUUGAGUCUAUCGAAUACACUUCUGAUAUGGUGAAUCCACAAGGCUUCAGGACACCAUUGUGGCGACAAGUACAUGGUGACAUUUGCUAUCUUAAGGCUAGAACCUUUGACAAAGAUAAUAUCUUUAUCACUGCCAACAUAUCUGGAGUUUAUGAGAUCCAGGGAGUGCUUCACCAAAGCAGGUCCAAGCCAAGCGAGGCAUGAAGACAAAGCCAGUGCCUGCGACAUGGCAGAAGGCGCAGUUACUUGCACAAGAUGAAGGGACAUUAUCACCCAGUGACAGGCUGCAGAAGGCAUCCGCCACAUCACGUCGUUCCACUCAUGGGAAGGCACCACCUUCUGAAGUGAUGAGUGACAGCUCGAGUGAGAGUGAAGAGGAGGAAGGAACCCAUGACCGGAGACAGGAGAGCUCAGACUUACCUAGCGAAUACUGGCAGAUACAGAAGCUUGUGAAAUAUCUGAAGGGUGGCAACCAGACAGCGACAGUGAUUGCCUUGUGCUCUAUGCGAGACUUUAACCUUGCACAGGAGACUUGCCAACUGGCAAUCAGAGAUGUUGGUGGACUGGAGGUGCUUAUCAAUCUACUUGAGACAGAUGAACUGAGAUGCAAGAUUGGCUCGCUCAAGAUCCUGAAAGAAAUAUCUGUAAACAAUCAAAUACGGCGAGCCAUUGCUGAUCUGGGAGGCCUGCAGACGAUGGUCGGACUGCUACAGGAUCCCAACAAGGACCUCAAGUGUCUUGCGGCUGAAACGAUCGCAAACGUUGCUAAGUUCGGGAGAGCCCGUCGUACUGUGAGGCAUCAUGGAGGCAUUACAAAGUUGGUGACGUUGAUGGACUGUGUACCACUGACCUCUGCUAUGACACCUGAGAUUGAGAAGGAGGUGAAGGUCGCGCGUUGUGGGGCGCUGGCCUUGUGGAGCUGUAGCAAGAGCAGGAAGAACAAGCAUGCGAUCAGGCGAGCAGGAGGAGUCCCACUGCUCGCACGUCUGCUCAAGUCUGCUCAUGAGAACAUGCUGAUACCAGUUGUGGGCACAUUACAGGAGUGUGCCUCUGAGCCCUUCUUCAGACUGGCCAUCCGUACCGAGUGCAUGAUUGAGGAUCUCGUGAAAAACCUCAGCGUUAAAAACCAGGAAUUACAAAUGCACUGCUCAUUAGCAAUAUUUAAGGCGGCAGAAGAUGCUGAGACGAGAGACCUGGUGCGGAAAUAUGGAGGUCUGGAUCCUCUUGUGUCCCUGCUCGCUAAUAAUGAAAAUAAAGAUCUCCUCGCAGCUGUCACUGGUGCCAUUUGGAAGUGUGCAAUCAGCAGAGAUAAUAUUAAAAAGUUUCAAGAGUUGAAAGCAAUAGAACUGUUGGUGGGACUGCUGCAUGAGCAGCCAGAAGAGGUGCUCGUAAAUGUAGUCGGAGCCCUGGGUGAGUGUGCACAAGUUCCAGGCAACCGCGCUGCAAUCCGCAAGGCAGGAGGCAUUCCUCCUCUUGUCAACCUGCUCACAGGAACUAAUCAAGCACUUCUAGGAAAUGUGACACGUGCCGUGGGUGCUUGUGCUCUCGACCCUGAAAACAUGGUCAUCAUAGAUCGUCUGGAUGGUGUAAGGCUGCUGUGGUCUCUACUAAAAAACCACAAUCCAGAGGUGCAGGCUUGCUCUGCAUGGGCUAUCUGCCCGUGUAUUGAAAAUGCCAAGGAUGCGGGGGAAAUGGUCCGCUCAUUUGUGGGUGGGCUGGAGCUCAUUGUUAGCUUGCUGAAGUCUGAGCAUCACGAGGUUCUGGCAAGUAUCUGUGCUGCCAUUGCUAACAUUGCCAAGGAUGAGGAGAAUCUAGCUGUCAUUACUGAUCAUGGAGUAGUACCAAUGCUGGCAAAGCUAGCCCAGACUAAUGACGACAAGCUAAGGCGCCACCUAGCAGAAGCUAUCGCUCGAUGCUGCAUGUGGGGAAAUAACCGCGAGGCAUUUGGUGAAGCCGGAGCAGUGGCCCCACUAGUCAAGUACCUAAAGUCACCAGAUGAGAAAGUUCACUGUGCGACUGCUAAGGCGCUGUAUCAACUAUCAAAGCAGCCAAACAACUGCAUUACUAUGCAUGAGAGUGGAGUUGUGAAGCUUCUGCUCAACAUGGUUGGCUCUAGUGAUGAUGUGCUACAGGAGGCCGCUGCUGGUUGCAUCAGUAAUAUCAGGAAACUGGCCCUGGCUAACGAGAAGGCAAAGUACAGCUCGUAAAUGCGUAGAGAUGCCAAGACAAUCCAUCCUAGUUCGGACACGUUACAGACACUUCACACUGUUUGAUCACUUCACAUGCUAUUGUAAACAGAAAUGCAUAUUAUACUGCCUUUAAAAUUGCCAACACCUGAGACAUUGUCACUUUAUGUUCAAAAAUGAGUAAAUGGUACUUGACGUGGUGAAAAUUGAAAAAUAAUCUUUUCUUAUAAAUAAGCUGUAUCAACAUUUAUGUAUGCAUGUAAGUCCUGGGCGUGCGUGUGCAUGCGUGGGUGCGAUCGUGCGCCCACGUGCACAGGGCAAGGCAAUAGGGUUGAUAAAAGUGUCGUGUGUAGCAGUAUGUAAGUAACAUUUUAUAUAAUCUGUUUAUAUUUAGCAGGAUUUUACAUGCAGUAUUAUAUGUUUUAUCCAAACAAGAUAGCGUGGUGAUAAUAAAGUUGGCCAUCAUAU
Molecule: messenger RNA, 3450 nt
Organism: Priapulus caudatus
Lineage: Eukaryota; Metazoa; Priapulida; Priapulimorpha; Priapulimorphida; Priapulidae
Product: armadillo repeat-containing protein 4-like
Molecular function (GO): protein binding
Source: RefSeq, a predicted model, not a curated record